AUGUCGACCAUCACCCUCUCUCCCGCAGCGCCACUCACACACACGCACUCAACGCAGCCUCCCACACCACCACUGAGUCGGCACUCUUCUCGACCAUCCUACUUCCGCUCUCUGUCCUCCACCGCUUCGAUACCACAAUCCAGGACCAACAAGCCCCGCCUCUAUCUCGGUCUUUAUCCUCGAGGCAGCGGCACCUCUUCCUUCCAAAGUCCUUCCAAUUGCGACUCCUUCCACUGGGCCCUUGUCGUGGGACCGCAAACCUUCUCGAAGAAAGACCCAGGCACAAGAUACCACGUUGCACACUCCGAUGAGUCUGGUCGAGCAUUCCUGUAUGAAGAGAGCGACUUGCUUGGCAGUGCAACGAAUAUCCCACUAUGCAGGAUCACUCUGGCAAAGGUGAAAGAUCCCGCGCGGCUGACCACACUCCUCCGCUCACUACCAUCACCAAACUCAGGCCCUUCGGAGACAUGCCUGUCGUGGGCCAGGUCUGCAUUUCAAACUCUCGUGGCCGAUGAUUCAUGUCUUUCCUCAUACCUCAAACCAGAAGCCUGGGAGAACGUCGAGGCUAGGGCAAGGAGUUACUACAAGCGAAAGAGGGGCAUGCGCAGAUUCACCGAGACUGGUGACGGCGUGGUGUGGGACCCGGAAAGUGUUGCGACGUGGAACUUCUGGGAAAAUCGUGAGACAUGUGCCUGA
Molecule: messenger RNA, 696 nt
Organism: Cyphellophora attinorum
Lineage: Eukaryota; Fungi; Ascomycota; Eurotiomycetes; Chaetothyriales; Cyphellophoraceae
Exons: 1
Coding region: 1-696 (231 amino acids)
Source: RefSeq, a predicted model, not a curated record